AUGGUUGACUACAAAACAAAGUAUGAUUUUGAACAGAAGAUAAAAAUAGCCGAAUACGAAAAAAGAAAUCUAUUAAAAGAAAUUCGAAUGCCGCUUACAUUAUCAAACAGCCGAUAUUACAUUAUUGGUUUUAACCCCUAUAGUGAUUUCGCAAUUACAGUAAAGUUGUGUAAACAAGGCCUAGAAUAUGACGGACUCAUUUUUACAGAGAAAGAGUUUAAUGAGCUUAUCCGCGUUCUACCAGAUGUUAUUGAUAAUAAAAGAGAUGAAGUCGAAGUUUCAAAAUAUUUUAUUACAACUCUAGCGAAUAAUCGGACAUUAGCUGGCUUAGACUCUUUGUUAUCCUAUGGCAUGAGGGGUUUCAACGAUGAAGAUAGAGUUGGCAUUGUCUUCACCAAUGCUGAAUUCCCUGAUAAACCCUUGGCAAUUUCAUUAAGAAAAAAAAGCCAGAUAAAUGCGAGUGUUAUUCUAGAUAUAAUGGGGAUGGUACUACAGAGCAACUCCAGCUUUUUCACGAACAAUCAGCUCACUGCGGCCAUCGACAGGAUCGAACUUCCAACUGGUAUGGGUAGGAUUUCAUUAAAAGAAGCUACAAAAAUUGAUCCUUUUCAAGAAGCAACCACUAUAGCUAGCGUUUGUAAUAAAGUAUUUAGAAGAAACUUUCUAGAACCCAAUACCAUUGGAAUUAUUCCUACUGAUGGGUAUAGAAUGAAAGAUAAAUCUUCUCAAAUAGCACUUAAGUGGUUGUGUUGGCAAGAGAGUUUAUUUCCAGGUCUUAAGCACGGCGGAAAUAGUCAGGAAGUAAGGCUUAAAGAGAAUCUCUUAGUCGAUGGUUUUUGUGCGAUCACUAACACUGUUUUUGAGUUCGAUGGCUGUUACUAUCACGGCUGCGAAAAAUGUUAUCCUCAGCAGACUUCAUCUUUUCGAGAUUCCACAAACAAAAAUGAACAAAUGUUUUUUAGGCGCGAUAAAACUCAAGCUAAGCAUAAAAGAAUUUUAGAUGCGGGAUAUAAUCUAAAAUCGAUCUGGGAGUGUGAGUUUCGAAAGUUGUUAAAAACUGAUGAAGACGUUAUAGCUUGUGUUAAUAAUAAUUAUAAAAAAUACUCCCAGCAGCCCUUAAAUCCUCGCGAUAGCUUCUUUGGCGGUCGCACAAAUGCCGUAAAACUUCAUCAUAAAAUAUCAAACAUUGGUGAUGAAAAAAUACACUAUUACGAUAUGUGUUCCUUAUACCCCUUUAUAAAUAAAUACAAAAAAUAUCCCAUUGGGCAUCCUAAAAUUCAUAUCGGUAACGAAGAGUGCAAAAAAUUGUCAAUGGACACGGUAGAUGGUAUUAUUAAAUGUUCGAUUCUUCCACCUAGAAAUUUAUAUCACCCAGUUCUACCGUAUAAAUGUAACAAUAAACUUAUGUUCCCCCUAUGUAAAGCAUGUGUAGAGUCAAUGUACCAGGGGCAAUGUAUACACACAGAGGAGGAGCGUAAGUUUACAGGUACCUUCGUGGCCGAUGAAUUAAGGAAAGCUGUUUCAUUAAAUUAUAAAAUCCUUGAAAUUUAUGAGGUAUGGGAAUAUAAAGUGAGUCAAUUCAAUCGGAAAACUAAGUGUGGAGGGUUGUUUUCAAAAUAUGUAGAUACGUUUUUAAAAAUAAAACAAGAAUGUUCUGGUUGGCCGGCAUGGUGCACUACAGAGACGUUAAAAGACGAGUAUAUUCAAGCAUAUUUUAAGCAUGAAGGUAUUCUCUUGGAUAAAUCAAAAAUAUGUAAUAACCCUGGAAUGAGAUUUAUUGCUAAAUUAAUGUUAAAUAGUUUUUGGGGUAAAUUUGGCCAGAGAGAAAAUUUAAUGCAAACAUCAAUAAUUACUGACCCCCUUGAACUAUUUAAGUUUUUAACAACCCCCUCUAUUGUUGUUAACAAUAUGGUUGUUAUUAGUGAUGAAGUGCUUCUUUUGUGCUGGAAUAAACCAGAAGAAGCAGUUCUACCAUUGACAACUGUUAAUGUCGCAGUGGCAGCGUAUACUACGGCUAUGGCCCGAUUAGAACUUUACUCGUAUUUAGAAAAACUUGAUAGGAGAGUACUUUACUUUGACACAGAUAGUAUUAUAUUCACACAUAAAGAGGGGGAUUGGCUACCCCCCGUAGGCGACUAUUUGGGUAUGUUAACAGACGAAAUAACUGAAUACGGCCCUGGUAGUAAAAUUACGGAGUUUGUUAGCGGUGGACCUAAAAAUUACGCCUAUAGAGUUUAUAUAGCAAAUAAGAAAGAAUAUAAAUCUAUAUGCAAAGUAAAGGGUAUAACUCUUAAUUCAAAAAAUAGUGCAAACGUAAAUUUUGAAACUCUGAAAGCCAUGGUAUGCGAUAAUGCAGAGCCUACAUAUGUACAUAACAAUCGUAAAAUUUGUAUAAAACCAAAUUACGAUGUAAUAUCGCGACCUGAGCCAAAAAUUUACAGAAUAGGCUAUAAUAAAAGGCGAAGACUAGAUAACAGCUACGACACCGUUCCGUACGGCUACCAGGAAGAAAUCGGCUAUACCGCUGCAACUAAUGGAAAUAAAGAGGCGGAUCAAGAACUUGACGACCUAUUGUUCACGUACCUAAAAGAACUUACCUCUAACCCUAUAGACGAUGGAAUUAAAGAGGUAAACAAUAAUUUUUUUAAAUAA
This is a messenger RNA of Brassicogethes aeneus, 2652 nucleotides long. NCBI's taxonomy places the organism in Eukaryota, Metazoa, Arthropoda, Insecta, Coleoptera, Nitidulidae. The record is from the annotation of a GenBank genome assembly.